This is a messenger RNA of Sabethes cyaneus, 1934 nucleotides long. It is a transcript of the gene pit, whose product is annotated as probable ATP-dependent RNA helicase pitchoune. The coding region runs from base 108 to 1889 and encodes 593 amino acids. Gene Ontology annotation, cellular component: nucleolus. The record is from RefSeq and is a predicted model, not a curated record. The transcript has 5 exons. Gene Ontology annotation, molecular function: nucleic acid binding; RNA helicase activity; ATP binding. Gene Ontology annotation, biological process: maturation of LSU-rRNA from tricistronic rRNA transcript (SSU-rRNA, 5.8S rRNA, LSU-rRNA). NCBI's taxonomy places the organism in Eukaryota, Metazoa, Arthropoda, Insecta, Diptera, Culicidae.
GUGCUUCUCGCACAUGUGUUUUGCUUCACGUUGGUGUUUUUCCGUAAAUUUUUCAGAAAAGAACUUAUAUUUUACGUGUUAGUACUGAGCUAUUCUGCUGUUCAAAAAUGGGGAAGAAAAAUAAGUCAAAAAACAAACAGGAAAAGGAACAAACACCCAGCCAAAACGGUAAAGCUUCGGUAGAUGAUUUGGAGCAAAAUUAUGAGCUUGAAUCGACCGACCCAAAAUUAGCAAAAAAGAAAAAGAAGCGAGCGAAUGACGAGCCACAACCCGGAGCUUUUGUGAAGAAGCCAAAAUACAGCGACGAUGAGAGUGCUGAACCCAGCGCGGAAGAAAAUGGCACAGAAGAAUUGCCCGCUAUAGCAGAGGGCAGUUCGUACGAAAUUCUGCUCGGUAAUCAAGAGUUCGAAUCACUCAAGGGCAAAGUUUCGGACAAUACACUGAAGGCGAUCACCGAGAUGGGUUUCAGCAAAAUGACGGAAAUCCAAGCGAAAGCAAUUCCUCCACUGUUGGAGGGUCGUGAUUUGAUUGGUUCGGCCAAAACGGGAAGCGGCAAAACGUUGGCCUUUCUUAUUCCGGUUGUUGAGCUGAUCUAUAAGUUGCAGUUCAAGCCACGGAACGGAACCGGGGUGAUAAUCAUUUCGCCUACCAGAGAACUAGCUAUGCAGAUUUUUGGUGUGCUGAAGGAAUUGAUGGCACACCAUCACCACACGUAUGGGUUGUUGAUGGGUGGUGCUAGCCGGCAUACGGAGAACGAGAAGCUUGCCAAGGGUUUGAAUAUUAUUGUUGCCACGCCUGGGCGGUUGCUGGAUCACUUGAAGGGAACGCCCAACUUUUUGUUUAAGAACUUGCAGUGCUUGGUUAUCGAUGAGUGCGAUCGGAUACUGGAGAUUGGGUUUGAGGAGGAUAUGAAACAGAUUAUUAGUAUUCUGCCCAAAAAACGACAAACAAUGCUCUUUUCGGCGACACAAACUGCCCGAACAGAGGAGUUGGGGAAGUUGGCAUUGAAAUCCGAACCCAUCUAUGUGGGUGUGGAUGACAACAAAGAGGAGGCCACAGUUAGUGGAUUAGAACAGGGCUAUAUUGUGUGCCCUUCGGAGAAGCGACUGCUGGUGUUGUUCACUUUUCUGAAAAAGAAUCGCAAGAAGAAGGUUAUGGUUUUCUUUUCUUCUUGCCUGUCCGUGAAGUUUCAUCAUGAACUUUUCAAUUAUAUCGAUCUGCCGGUCAAUUCGAUCCAUGGAAAACAAAAGCAAGCGAAACGCACAUCGGUUUUCUUCCAGUUCUGCAAUGCCGAAUCGGGAGUAUUACUCUGUACGGACGUGGCUGCCCGUGGUUUAGACAUUCCUGCCGUCGAUUGGAUUGUGCAGUAUGAUCCACCGAACGACACCAAGGAGUACAUUCAUCGGGUUGGUCGUACGGCACGUGGUGAGAACCUUUGCGGGCAUGCAUUGCUUAUUCUGCGCCCAGAAGAAGUCGGGUUUUUGAAGUACCUUAAGCAAGCGAAGGUUCCACUGAAUGAGUUCGAAUUCUCCUGGAGCAAAAUAGCCGAUAUUCAAUUGCAGUUGGAGCAUCUGCUGUCGAAAAAUUACUUCCUGAACCAGUCGGGCAAGCUGGCAUUCAAGUCGUAUGUGCGAGCGUACGAGGGCCAUCACAUGAAGGAUGUGUUCAAUGUGGGCAAUUUGGACCUGCUGCAGGUCGCGCGAAAUUUUGGCUUCACUCAGCCUCCGUACGUGGACUUUGGCAAGUCUUAUAAGAUUCAAAACUCGGAACGAAGACCGGGUAAUCGAGGACUGGGACACUUUAAAACGCUGAACAAGGACAAAAAGGGCGAGAUGAAGUUUAAGCAUAUUAAAAACCGCAAAGAGCUUAAAAAGGUUAAUUAUGAAUAGGAAGUUUUAAGCUUUUUUCUUAUUAGUAAGAAAUACAGAUUGUCU